AUGGUUAACCGAAUCACGGCAGAGGUGAUCAACGACAACAUCUUUCUGUCGGGCGACUUUGUGCCUGUCAAGGUGGUGCUAGAUAUCGAGGAGCCCAUCGUGAUCAACAGCCUCAUAUUGACCCUACUGGGGUACGUUAUUACCAGUGCUUUUUCUCCACAGAAACAGGUGGAAAGCCCCUCGACGCUUGUUCCUGCCAACGACUAUUACCAUCGGUUCUUGUUCAGAGCGUUUGAGCUCAAUAUCGACUCCAAGCUCAAUCUUGAAAAAGGCCGCUACGAGAUCGAAAGCCGGGUAGAGAUUCCCGAUAAGAAUACGCUAUGUGAAUGCAAAAGGGCUGAAGUGCCGGAAGAGGCAGAAUUGGUUCCACAGCCUACCUUCUUGCUUCCACCUUCAUAUACCCAUGAGACCCAGAACGGCGACUUCAUUGCUGUAUCCUAUCUAGUUCUUCCUCUUGCCAACGAGGAUACGCUUGUAGACCCCAUGACGGGUCUCGAUCCCAAGAUUUCGUACUCACCCUGUCAGAUCCGAAUCCGACCUGCCAAAACCUCGAUACCUCCAGGUUUCCUAACAAGCGAGCAGAUGUACCUGGUUGAAGCGCAAAUUCCCGGAGAAUUGGCCUGGAGAAUGCGAGUGGAUGCUUUUGGCGCCGAAGCGGUGGUUCUAUCGCUAGGUCUGAGGCUUACAGCUUGUGCUUUCUUCCGUGCUUAUCCGAUGAAAGACGAUGGGGCCAUCAGCCUUACAAAACACAUCCGGCCCGGCGAAAUGCUCAACCGAGAUGUGAGUUUUUCACUUGGGCUUUCGUUUCCCAGGCGGAUUGCUGAACUUCCCGAUACCAUCAAAAUCCGGUGUCAGUCCGUGAAGGUGUCGCUUGUGGAGGAGGUGGAGUACCCGAAAAUCACAUCCAAAGACGGCAAAAUGCUGGAUUCUUCUUCUACUUUGACAGACAUUUCGCUCAUCACUUCAAAAGUGAAAACCAGAGAGAUCUUGGACGAGGACCUCAACGAGGAUGUCUCCUUUGAACUAUACCACGUUUCCCAGCCCGAGGACCACAGCGGCCACCAAAAACACUAUAUAUAUCAAUGUCCCGGCGAGUGGUUUGAGGUUGCUGUUCCGCAAACCCUGACCACUUUUGCUACUGCUGUGCUAUCUCACCAAUACAAGUUGGUGGUGGAUUUCGUCUUUCUGACCAUCGAGGAGCCGCUGCACCGAGUCAGCGUCAGCGUGGAGUCGGACGUGUUCAUCAACGACGAUUUUGCAAAAAAAGAGAGCUAUUAG
Messenger RNA from Candidozyma pseudohaemuli, 1278 nucleotides. RefSeq lists its product as uncharacterized. The transcript has a single exon. NCBI's taxonomy places the organism in Eukaryota, Fungi, Ascomycota, Pichiomycetes, Serinales, Metschnikowiaceae. The record is from RefSeq and is a predicted model, not a curated record. Bases 1 to 1278 code for a protein of 425 amino acids.